This is a messenger RNA of Achroia grisella, 1041 nucleotides long. RefSeq lists its product as uncharacterized. Bases 1 to 1041 code for a protein of 346 amino acids. The transcript has a single exon. The record is from RefSeq and is a predicted model, not a curated record. Gene Ontology annotation, biological process: protein transport. Gene Ontology annotation, cellular component: cytoplasm. NCBI's taxonomy places the organism in Eukaryota, Metazoa, Arthropoda, Insecta, Lepidoptera, Pyralidae.
AUGGGUGUUAUAUGUGAAAUAAACGUGUUUAAAUCUGACAAUGAAGAAUUCAGACCAGGAGAUGAAGUAUCAGGAUUAAUCAGAUACGCGGUUGAUGAUACAACUGUAUUUCAUAAAAUAACAGUUUCUUUGAAAGGACACGGCCGUUUACGUAUAGUAAACACAGAAAGGAAACAUAAUCGUGAAUACACUAAUAAAGAAGAAUAUGUAGAUAUUGAUAAUGUUAUAGUUGGCAAUGAAAAUUUAUUGUUGGUGUCCAAAGGAAACGGAACUAAGGAAUACGAAACAAAGUUUAGUUUCAAACUUCCAGAAGAUAUACCACCUUCGUAUGUGUACUGCAGUAACAAAGGUGGCUACUACAUAAAAUGUAAGAUAUUAUAUUAUAUUAGAAUUAAAUUUAAAAAAUGUGGUGUGUUACCGUUGCCUAAAAGGUUCAAGAAAGAGAUUACAGUAGGAACAGCGUUUAAACCUACUUUACCAAAAUCUCCAGUUAUUUACGGCGAGCAAAGGAAAAUAGUGAAAUUGUUCCCCAGUAACAAUACAAUAAGUAUAAAAGCCGAUAUCGAAAACUCAGUGAUUAAAUGCGGUGAAAUUGUGACUUUUGGUUAUGAAAUAUUAAAUAACACACACGUGGAAUUGAAAGGUGUUAAAGUGAAAUUAGUGGAAGUACACUCGUUUAAGGCAAAAGGUUUGCAUCGUGUGAAAAAAGUUACAAAUAUUGAAGAAUCAACUUCUAGGACACCUGCAAUACAACGUGGUGGUACUCAGAAGCUUGACUUUGCGAUUGUUGUACCUGUUGACAGAAAAACAAUGCAACAUUCUUCAAUAGCAUCUAUAGAUUAUUUUAUUAGAAUUAAAGUAUUGUUACCAAUGUUUAGACAGAAUUUUACACUUGAUAUACCUAUUGAAGUUGGUGAUGAAAUGUUAGAUGAAGCUGUAUGUCUUGAUGCGCCACCACCAUCGUAUUGGGAAGUGAUGGGAGAAUGUGAAAAGAGAAAAAUAUUCGGUGAUGAUGAUUAUGAAACUGACGAUGAUAUAUAA